GCAGGAGCUUAAAAAUUUGUCCGAUACAACUUUCUAGCUCACUGUCAGAAUAUCAAGCAACCUCUCCCCCUUCUACAGUUCUAACUACCGGUAUAGAAACGAUAGUUCUCUUUUUGUCUUUGAUUUCUCUGUCAGAAACGCAAACCUUUUUCUUGAGAAUUUCGUAAACUUCAGGUGUUGGCAUCACUUCUCCAGCUCUCAGUUUCGAAUCCAAGCAAUUCCUGUACUACAACAAUCCAGUAGGUGAAAAUGGAAGAAUACUUGCAAUGCAUGAAGACUCUGCGUUCUCAGAUGAACGAUGUGGAGGAUCAAGCGGCAAAAGUUUCAGCAGAAGAGCAGAUGCUCUUUGCUACAGUUCAAACGCUCGAAGGAGACCUCAGUUCAGUGAAGAGGCAUACUCUUCAGACUAAGGAGGAAACUGACAAAAUGGAAAAGGCAAAGGGAGAAAUCUGCUCUAUGAUCUUGGCAAAACAGAGAAAGUUUCCUUCUUUGGAAGCUAACCUAUCCACCCUCUAUCAGUCAUUAGAACUUAUUCAACAGGAAAGAGGGAACUUGCCAGUGAAACUUUCAGAGAAGAGAUCAUAUUAUUCCAUGGUUACUGAUGAUAUCAUCAAUCAAUUGAAAGAGCAACAGCGUUGGAUGGAUGAUCACAAGCAUUCCUCAUUAAUUGGAGAAAAUUCUCAGCCAACUGACACAACUUUCAAGAAACCUGGUGAACUUGAAGUCUGUCAGGAUGAUGCAGUCAAAAGCGUUUCAAACAAUUAUGAAGCUGCUAGUAAUGAACUAAGCCUCGUGAAACAACAGAAGUUAGAACUUGAUUUGGAAAAUAGCAAGUUGACUCAAUCUGUAGAGAUCAUGAAGAAGAAGAUAAAUGAUUUUAAGCCAGAACUGAGGGAAAUGGAUGUAAAGUUUUUGGAAAAGGAGCUUCUAGCACUUUUAGCAGAUAAGGCUGAACUAGCCGAGUUUAUGCAGUCUUUACAACUUCAGAUAGUGAAAUUGAAGGGAAUUUCACAUACAAUCAACUGUUCAUGUGGAGAGAAGUACGAGAUAGAGUUGAACUCUUGUGUUGGAUGAGGAAAGUACUGAAGAAAACAUUACUGUAAAUCAUAUGCACUUUCCUGCUGGGGGACGUCAGACUGACCAUGCUUUCUCUCAAUACAAGUAACUCAUCAUGACGAUUUGAAAUAAAAGGAUAUGUUUGCCUCUGUUGCGUAUACGUUUGUGAGUAUCAUGUGUGCUUGUGUGAGUUGUGUUGUGUCUGAAUAUUUGUUUCUGAAAAGAAAGAGACCAAACCCAACACCAGCUUUUGUUUCUUACUUUGAUGUAUCCCAAGUAUUGCUUUCAAUACAUGCACUGGAAAUGCAAAAAAACAGUGAUUGCAAUAUGUGAUUACUAUGUGCUUCAUUUUUAUAAUAUCCGGCAAAUGUUCCCCGGCAUUUAUAAUAUCAUAUGCACUUUCCUGCUGGCUGACGUCAGUCUGACCAUGCUUUCUCUCAAUACAAGUAACUCAUCGUGACGAUUUGAAAUAAAAG
Cuscuta epithymum is the source of this 1532-nucleotide messenger RNA. NCBI's taxonomy places the organism in Eukaryota, Viridiplantae, Streptophyta, Magnoliopsida, Solanales, Convolvulaceae. The record is from the annotation of a GenBank genome assembly.